GUGCAGAAUAAAUUCCCCGUGGUCGACAUUUGACCAUUUUCUCGAUUCCUGUUCCUGUUCGUCCCAUCUUCUAGGUUGGCUCAUGAUCAGACGGUAGAUGUCAAAAGCGGAUCUUUGGUUUCUUAGAAGCGAGCAGAGUGAACCGUCAGCUUAGCGUUCGUUAAUGCAGCCUUCACCAUGGCGGAUACACUGCUGCACCUCAAUAACUCGCAAUCCCAGACGAUACUAUGGCUGCUGGAGGAACUCGGGGUGCCGUACAAUAUCAAACCCCUUGCGCGGGUGCGGUCUGGGAUGCGACAGGGACGCGCGCCCGAAAACCUGAGGGAGACGCAUCCGCUGGGCAAAUCCCCACAACUCAUCACUCCCGAAGGGCGCGUUCUCGUAGAGCGAUCGGCCAUAACAAUGUACCUAGUGAACCGAUACGACGAAGGCCGGCAAUUCCAGAUUCACCCCGACCAGCAAGACCCGACAAACGACGAGCUCCGCGAACAGAUGCUCAUCGGCUUCGCCGACGCCAGUUUUAGCUCGAUCGUCAUCAUGACCAUGAUGUUACACUGGACGGCGAAGCUCUCACCCUUUUUCGUAAGGCCCAUGGCGGCCGGGAUAGAGUCCGUUUUGACGAAGGGGUAUCUGGGCGAGGAGAUGGUGAUCCAUUUCAAGUACAUAAACAAUGAGCUCGAGGCGCGGAAUUAUUUCAUGGGGCAGCAGAAUCCGACGAGGGUGGAUUUCAUUAUGCUUUGGUACGUGCAUUUGGUUACGAAGACGGGGGUGGUCGAUUUGGCGCCGUAUCUGAAUCUGAGGAAUUGGGUUGCGAGAUGUGAGGACAGGCCGGCGUGGAAGAGGGCGUUGGAGAAGGGGAAUGAGUAUGUCAUGAGGAUUUAGGAACGGUUGGCAAUGGAGCAAGCAGGCAGAUAGACUGGCAGGCGAAGAUGCAGAGCCGCUGUGUGAUGUUGCGAUUUAGGGGGCUUGGGCUAGGGCUGGGCAAUGAAGCGAAGAGAUACCCACAUGGUUUGGCUAGC
Pseudomassariella vexata is the source of this 1019-nucleotide messenger RNA. RefSeq names its product glutathione S-transferase. The transcript is spliced from 2 exons. The record is from RefSeq and is a predicted model, not a curated record. The coding region runs from base 178 to 882 and encodes 234 amino acids. Lineage: Eukaryota; Fungi; Ascomycota; Sordariomycetes; Amphisphaeriales; Pseudomassariaceae.